CCUGCCGGCCGGGAACAUGGAGGGGAAGGAGGAGGAGCUUAAAAGAGAUCACUGGGCCCCAGUUGGCUAUGACUGAGGACUUUGUGACCCUCAAGGACGUCGCCAUGGACUUCACCUGUGAAGACUGGGAGCACCUGGGGCUGGACCAGGAGGGCUUGUUCUGGGACAUGGCACUGGACAACUACCAGGACCUCUUCCUGCUGAACCCCUCAAAACCCAAUCUGACCUCCCACCCAGAUGACAGAGAAGAGCUGGAGGCCUUGGUGAGAGGAAGCCCAGAAGCAACCCCUGACGUAGCUGAGACCAAGAACUCUCCUCUGAAGCAGGAUUUCUUAGAAGAAGAUCUCUCCCAGGAGAUUAUAGAGACAUUUUCCAAGGAUGGCCUCUGGAACUACAAUUUUGGAGAAGCCUGUAUAGGUGAGAGCUGGUUAGAUAGUUUGUUAGAAGAUCCAGAAAAUCUUCUGAGGUCUGAUACCAUCACCAACAUGGAAAGUCCCACAGAAUGUGAGAGUCACGAAUCCAGGAGAGGCCUCAGUCCUGUGUCCCUCCUUUCCACAGGAGAAGAUUCCAUGAUACAUAAUCUUUCCGAAAAGAGCCUCACACCAGCUCAGUCUAAGGAGCAUAGGAGUGACUUUGGCUACUACUCAGACCAAAGCCAGCCAGAUUCUGUCCAGGGAGAGGAGAAAACAUACAAAUGUAGCGAAUGUGGAAAAAGCUUCAGCCAGAGUUACCAUCUUAUCCAGCACUGGAUUAUUCAUACUAGAGAGAAACCCAGUGUGCCUCAAGAAUAUGAAAUAAGUUUCAACCAGAGUUCUUACCUUUUUGUGCAUCCAGUGACUCACGUGAGCUACAAAUCCUAUGUGUGUAAUGACUGUGGGAAAACGUUUAGUCAGAAUAAACACCUUCUGCAGCAUCAGAAAACUCACACUAGAGAAAAACUGUGUGGGAGUCAAGACGGUGACCAUCUACUCAGUCACAGUGCACAGCCUGUUGAGCGUCAGAAAACUCACACAGGUAGUAAGUCCUACAAAUGUAAUGAAUGUGGCAGGAUUUUCAACCGGACCUUUCAUCUUACUCGACACCAGAAGACCCACACUCGGAAACGCCACGAAUGUGCCAAAUGCCAGGCAACCUUCAGUUUGAGCAAACACCUCAUUCGACAUCAGAAAACUCAUAUUGCAAAAACUACCUCUGAGUGUCAGGAGUGCGGGAAGACCUUCAGGAAGAAUUCACUGCUCAUCAAACACCAGGCUAUUCAUACUGGAGAGAAGCCUUUUAAGUGUAAUGAAUGUGGGAAACUCUUCAGCCAUACCACUACACUAAAGAUCCAUCAAAGGGUUCAUAGUGGAGAGAAACCUUACAAAUGCAGUGAAUGUGGGAAAGCCUUCUUCCGGAACACUCACCUUAAUGAACAUCAGCGAAUUCAUACUGGCUACAGACCCCACAAAUGUCAGGAAUGUGUCAGGAGUUUUAGCCGGCCCUCACACCUAAUUCGACAUCAGGCCAUUCAUGCCACAGAAAAGCCCUUCAGCUGUGCUGAAUGCAAGAAGACCUUCAGCCAUAACAAACAGCUUGUUCAGCACCAGAAAAUGCACACUAUGAAAACCUCCUUUGAAUGUCUGGAGUGUGGAGAACGCUUCAUUUGUAGCUCAACCCUGAAUUGCCACCAGAGCAUUCACGUCAGAGAAAAGCAAGGAUCUGACGUGAGUGAGAAAAUCUUGGAUCAGAACCCAGAACACAAAAAGCAUCUAAGGCUUAGCGAGAAGCACUUUAAGUGCAACAAAUGUGAGAAAACCUUUAGCUGCAACAAAUACCUCACUCAGCAUGAGAGGAUUCACAGCAGGGUGAAGCCAUUUCAGUGUGACCAGUGUGAAAAAGCUUUUGGUCAAAGUUCUCAGCUGAUUCAUCAUCAAAGAAUCCACUCUGGGUCGAGGCCAUAUGAAUGUAGUGAGCUUGGGGAAGCCAUCACCAACAGCACUUCCGUGGUGAAACUUCAGUCCUCCCACACAAAUGAACAACCCUUUAAAUGUAACAAAUGUGGAAAGACAUUCAGCCAAAGCACAUGCCUCUCAGAACAUCAGUUAAUUCACACUAAAGAGAAACCCUUUAAAUGUAGCGAAUGUGACAAAGUCUUCACCCAGAUUAACUACCUUGUUCAGCAUCGGAGGACUCACACCAGAAAGAAGCCCUAUGAGUGCAGCGAAUGUGGGAAAACAUUCCAGCAGAGCUCAUGCUUUUCUAAGCAUCAGAGAGUUCACACAGGUGAGAAGCCCUAUGAAUGUGGUGACUGUGGAAAAGCCUUUAGCCUGGGCGCUCAGCUUAUCCGUCACCGAAGAGUUCACACCGGAGAAAAACCUUAUGUUUGUCAGGAAUGUGGGAAAGCCUUCAGCCAGGGCUCGUGCCUUUCUAUUCACCAGAGAGUUCACACCGGAGAGAAGCCCUAUGUGUGUGGCAAAUGUGGGAAAGCCUUUGCCCAGAAAGCAAAUCUAACGCAGCAUGAGGUAAUUCACACUGGAGAGAAGCCUUACUCCUGCAACGUGUGUGGCAAAGCAUUUGGCCUCAACACUCAUCUCAACCAGCACCAGAGAAUUCACACCCAGGCGAUUCUUUAUCAGUGUCAGAAUUGUCCAAAAGCCUUUCGGUGCUGCUCAAGUCUCAGGCGUCAUCAGCAAAUACACAAGUAACAAGCAGCAAUACCACCUGUCGCUACUGGGUGGCAGCAGAGUCCCAGACAUCUGAGACCAUGCUCAUCUGAGUAGAAAAUCAAACCAUCCUCUUGCAAGCUUCCCUCCAAAUAUAUACAUCUCUUUAUCAAUAAAGAUUGAUUAGAAAGUU
This is a messenger RNA of Carlito syrichta (Philippine tarsier), 2835 nucleotides long. It is a transcript of the gene ZNF473, whose product is annotated as zinc finger protein 473. Bases 69 to 2684 code for a protein of 871 amino acids. The record is from RefSeq and is a predicted model, not a curated record. Lineage: Eukaryota; Metazoa; Chordata; Mammalia; Primates; Tarsiidae. The transcript has 4 exons. Gene Ontology annotation, biological process: regulation of DNA-templated transcription.